GGGGUCUCGCCAUGUUAUCCAUCGUUCUCCUGGGAAUAGCUGCGGUGGCAUCAGCCCUGCAGCCUCUUCCUCCAGUAGACUGGGUUCCAUCUGACAGUAAUGGCUUCCAUAUUGCGUCUGUCGACCACACAAUCUACAUUUACAAUGACUUUGCACAGCAUCGCGACGAAAAUGGGUUGACGUUGAUCCCGCCCUCUGCCAUCGAAUUUGCCGAUACAUUCAGCCAGGACCUGGAAGAGGUGACUGGACAUCCAUGGACUGUGCGCGCCGUCGACGCCUUCCCAGAACACGGAUCGGGCAUCUUCCUUGGCAGCUCUGACGGUGCAUUCACUUAUGAGAAUGGCGAGCCGACCGAGGAAGGAUACGAGCUCGAAAUUAAAUCGAAUCGAGUGUUUGUGCGUGGGACUGGAGCUCGAGGAAUGUGGUGGGGAACUCGCACUCUACUGCAGCUGUUGAUAAUCAAUGACGGCCACAUAUCUGCCGGCCGAACUGUCGAUGCGCCCUCAUUUGCGACAAGAGGUUUCCUCCUCGAUGCCGGACGAAAGUGGUACUCUCCCUCAUUCCUAAAAGACCUCUGUACAUAUGCCUCGUUCUUCAAGAUGUCGGAGUUCCAUUACCACACCAGCGACAACUACCCCCUGAACCGCGGGCACAACGAGACCUGGCAAGAUGUCUACGCCCAGUUCUCUCUUCAUCCUGAGAAUCCUGACCUGCAGGAGCUCGUCCAAAGAGCGAACGAGACCCUCUCGCGCGCCGAGUAUGAGGAUCUCGAGCAUCACUGCGCGCAACGGGGCGUGACAGUCAUCCCGGAAAUCGAAUCCCCCGGCCACUGUCUCUUCCUGACAAAGUGGAAGCCUGAAUUGGCCUUAGAUACGAAGAAGGAUCUACUGAACCUGUCGCAUCCAGAUACAGUACCCCUCGUCAAGUCCAUCUGGGCGGAAUUCCUCCCCUGGUUCCAUACCAAAGAGGUCAACAUCGGCGCCGACGAGUACGACCCAACUCUAGCAGACGACUAUAUCGACUUCGUGAACGAACUGGCCGAGUUCGUGAAACAGGAAUCUGGAAAACGCGUGCGCAUCUGGGGCACAUACGAGCCCUCCGAAACUCGCACCAUCUCUAAAGACAUCAUCAUCCAGCACUGGCAGUACGGCCAGUCCGACCCGGUGCAGUUAGCCAACGACGGAUACGAACUCAUCAACUCCGAGGACUGGUGGGCGUACAUGUCGCUAAAGAACGACCACAUGCCUAUCCUUCCAGCGCCGUACCCUGCUUUCUUCAACAACUCGCGCGUGCUCGAUUUCGCUGACCGAGAAGGCUGGCAGUGGUCGCCGGCCCUGUUCAAUCCGUAUAACAUCACCGAGCAACCGGACCAGAAACCUGUCAAGGGCGCUCUUCUCGCUGCUUGGAAUGAUAAUGGGCCUGAUGCGACUACUCAGCUUGAAGCCUUCUAUGCCAUCCGCAAUGGCAUCCCGACAGUUGCUUCGCGGUCGUGGUCUGGAAACCGCGGGCCAAAGCUCGACCUGUCCAGCCUUGAUUCUUCCAUGGAUCUGCUCACAUCGAAGGCCGUUGCACAGAACCUUGACCGGAACUUGAAUGUUAAGCCCAGCGAAUCGAAGGCCCACGUCCAAUGGAGAUCAGCCGAGGCUGGUGAAGAAGGCAAGGUGCAUCUUGGAUACGGCAGCAAGGGGAUGAACUACACCCUGGAACUAGACGUGACCGGACCAUUCGUUCUCUCUUCGAACGAUUCAUCACUAGCCCUGUCUUCCGAUGGCGCAUUGACAUUUAUUUCUGACGGCUGGGACUAUCCGCUUCGUUCUGUUGACGAGACAGAUGGCUUUGACGCAGGCUUUCCUGGUCGGAUCUGGACGAACGAGACAUCGUCUACGCAUGAGCCUGUGACCGUACCGCUAAACAGCCAUAUUACGGUCCGCACUGAUGUGAUCGGGGGUAGUCGGGUCUGGGUAGACGGGGACUUUGCCGGACGCUUCGAGGUUUUUGUCUUCGGUGGUAAAAACACCUUAUUUUCAUGGAGCCAGAUGGCGUUUGUUGCGCCUCUGGAAUGGGUUGAGGGGGGUAUAAAUCAGCUACAAAUUAGUGGAUAUAAUGGACAGCAUUAACAGGUCUGGAAUAUAUAUGUAUUUUACAAACUGAAUAUACCGCUCCUCGCCUUUUUCCGCAUUGGAUAUAC
This is a messenger RNA of Aspergillus versicolor CBS 583.65, 2188 nucleotides long. Its product is annotated as beta-N-acetylhexosaminidase. The record is from RefSeq and is a predicted model, not a curated record. NCBI's taxonomy places the organism in Eukaryota, Fungi, Ascomycota, Eurotiomycetes, Eurotiales, Aspergillaceae. The transcript has a single exon. Gene Ontology annotation, molecular function: beta-N-acetylhexosaminidase activity. The coding region runs from base 12 to 2117 and encodes 701 amino acids. Gene Ontology annotation, biological process: carbohydrate metabolic process.